This is a messenger RNA of Protopolystoma xenopodis, 279 nucleotides long. NCBI's taxonomy places the organism in Eukaryota, Metazoa, Platyhelminthes, Monogenea, Polystomatidea, Polystomatidae. The record is from the annotation of a GenBank genome assembly.
AUGCCUCCUUCGGUAUCGGGCAGUCGACUGGCUGCAUCUUCGGUCGUACUUGCUGGCAUUGUCUGCGAAACAUCUGGAAAUGUACCCAAUCGACUGUCCGAUACUGAAUGUAUGCUUCCGUUGUUAGCUAAACAGCAGAAAAUGUUCUGGACUCAGGCUCUUUCAGUUUCGAAUCGCGAAGAGGUCAGCUUUCUUUCGACCACAUCUUCAAAGCAUCACCAGAUUUGUGCUAGUCCCUUCUUUCAUGGAAUAUGCAUUUGGUCAAAGACGAUUUUGAAG